AUGACCUCCUUUGAAACAUUUCGUCUCGGUCCCAUCCAGGCUCCUCGAGUAUGGACCGGGCUGUGGCAAUUAUCGAGUAACGCCUGGGGAACUGCGUCUGCUACCAAGAUCCGGCAAGCGAUGUCUCGCUAUGUCGAAUCAGGGUACACCGCUUUUGCGGACCACUAUGGAAGCGCGGAGAUUGUAUUUGGUCAAUUUCGACAAAGCCAGCGUUGUCCGUCUGACAUCAUUGGAGCAACGAAAUGGUGCGUAUUCAAGACCAUCACGCCCACCCGAGACGUAGUCGAGACCGCUGUGCGGGAGCGCAUGGAAAGGAUGAAAACAGAUUACAUCGACCUUCUCCAGUUCCAUUGGCAAGAUUAUGGGGAUAAGGGAUACCUUCCAACACUCCAAAUCCUUGAAGAUCUUCGAAAUAAUGGUUUCAUAUCGGCGAUCGGGCUUUGCAAUUUCGACGCUAUUCAUACAGACGAGAUUUGUGCUCAACUGGGGCAGGGCGUCGUUGUAUCUAAUCAAGUUCAGUUUUCGUUGAUUGAUACACGCCCUCUUCAUGGCAUGUCGGAUGUUUGUGACAAACACGGCCUGAAGCUCUUAACAUAUGGAACCGUGUGUGGCGGUUUCCUCGCCGACAAGUGGCUUAAUCAGCCAGAGCCAGAUUCUUACGCUGGCAAUCUUACGCCCUCUCAACGAAAGUACCUCGACAUGAUUGUGAAGGCCUGGGGUGACUGGUCGCUAUUCCAGUCGCUUCUCUCAGUACUGCGUAUCAUCGGUGAUCGCCAUGGAGGUGUCAGUAUCGCCAAUGUGGCCACUCGAUGGGUAUUAGAUUAUCAGUUUGUUGGAGCUGUGAUCAUCGGGGCGCGUUUGGGUCUUUCCGAACAUUCUGUGGACAACAGCCGUGUCUUCGAAUUCAAUUUGACUGAAGAGGAUCGCACGGCCAUCGAUGUCGUCUUGGAGCGUUCAAAUGGCCGUCGGAUGAUUACUACAAUUGGUGACUGCGGAGCUGAAUAUCGUUAA
Molecule: messenger RNA, 1011 nt
Organism: Guyanagaster necrorhizus
Lineage: Eukaryota; Fungi; Basidiomycota; Agaricomycetes; Agaricales; Physalacriaceae
Product: Aldo/keto reductase
Exons: 8
Coding region: 1-1011 (336 amino acids)
Molecular function (GO): oxidoreductase activity
Source: RefSeq, a predicted model, not a curated record